AUGGAACAUACAUAUCAAUAUGCAUGGAUGAUACCUUUCGUUCCACUUCCAGUUCCUAUGUUAAUAGGAGUGGGACUUCUCUUUGUUCCGAUGGCAACAAAAAAGCUUCGUCGUAUGUGGGCUUUUCCCAGUGUUUUCUUGUUAAGUAUAGUUAUGCUUUUUUCGGCCAAUCUGGCUAUUCAGCAAAUAAAUGGCAGUUCUAUCUAUCAAUAUGUAUGGUCGUGGACCAUCAAUAAUGAUUUUUCCUUAGAGUUCGGCUACUUGAUUGAUCCACUUACUUCUAUUAUGUUAAUAUUAAUCACUACUGUUGGAGUCAUGGUUCUUGUUUAUAGUGACAAUUAUAUGUCUCAUGAUCAAGGAUAUUUAAGAUUUUUUGCUUAUAUGAGUUUUUCCAAUACUUCUAUGUUGGGAUUAGUUACUAGUUCGAAUUUGAUACAAAUUUAUAUUUUUUGGGAAUUGGUUGGAAUGUGUUCGUAUUUAUUAAUAGGGUUUUGGUUCACACGACCAAUUGCGGCAAAUGCUUGCCAAAAAGCGUUUGUAACUAAUCGUGUAGGGGACUUUGGUUUAUUAUUAGGAAUCUUAGGUCUUUAUUGGAUAACGGGUAGUUUCGAAUUUAAGGAUUUGUUUGAAAUAGUCAAUAACUUGAUUUCCACUAAUGGAGUCAAUUCUUUAUUCGUUACUUUGUGUGCCUCCCUAUUAUUCGUCGGUGCAGUUGCUAAAUCUGCACAAUUCCCCCUUCAUGUAUGGUUACCCGAUGCCAUGGAAGGACCUACUCCUAUUUCGGCUCUUAUACACGCUGCUACUAUGGUAGCGGCGGGAAUUUUUCUUGUAGCCCGGCUUCUUCCUCUUUUCACAGUCAUACCUUACAUAAUGAAUCUUAUUUCUUUGAUAGGUAUAAUAACAGUACUAUUAGGAGCUACUUUGGCUCUUGCUCAAAAAGACAUUAAGAGAAGUUUAGCCUAUUCUACAAUGUCUCAAUUGGGUUAUAUGAUGUUAGCUCUAGGUAUGGGGUCUUAUCGAGCUGCUUUAUUUCAUUUGAUCACUCAUGCCUAUUCAAAAGCCUUAUUGUUUUUAGGAUCCGGAUCAAUUAUCCAUUCAAUGGAAACCAUUGUUGGAUAUUCUCCAGAUAAAAGUCAGAACAUGGUUCUUAUGGGCGGUUUAACAAAAUAUAUGCCAAUUACAAAAACUGCUUUUUUAUUAGGUACACUUUCUCUUUGUGGUAUUCCACCUCUUGCUUGUUUUUGGUCAAAAGAUGAAAUUCUUAAUGAUAGUUGGUUGUAUUCACCGAUUUUCGCGAUAAUAGCUUGUUCCACAGCGGGAUUAACUGCAUUUUAUAUGUUUCGGAUAUAUUUACUUACCUUUGAAGGGCCUUUAAAUGUUCAUUUUCAAAAUUACAGUGGCAAAAAAAAUAGCUCGUUCUAUUUAAUAUCUAUUUGGGGUAAAGAAGGACCGAAAACGAUUAACAAAAAUUUUCGUUUAUCAACAAUGAAUAAUAGUGAAAGGGCUUCCUUUUUUUCGAAAAAGACAUAUUCAGAUGGGAAUGUAAGAAACAUGAUGCGAUCUUUUAUUACCCAUUUUGGCAAUAAAGAAAUUUUCCCAUAUCCCCAUGAAUCGGACAAUACUAUGCUAGUGCCUCUGCUUGUAUUGGUUUUUUUUACUUUGUUCGUUGGAUUCAUAGGAAUUCCUUUCGAUCAAGGAGGAAUGGAUUUUGAUAUAUUAUCGAAAUGGUUAACUCCGUCGAUAAACCUUUUACAUCCAAAUUUGAACAAUUCCGUGGAUUGGUAUGCAUUUGUGACAAAUGCGAUUUUUUCAGUCAGUAUAGCCUAUUUCGGAAUAUUUAUAGCAUCCCUUUUAUAUGGGCCUGUUUAUUCUUCUUUCCAGAAUUUGGAAUUAAUUAAUUUCUUUGUUAAAAUGGGUCCUAAAAGAAUUCUAUGGGACAAAAUAAUAAAUGUCAUAUACAAUUGGUCAUAUAAUCGUGGUUACAUAGAUAGUUUUUAUGCAAGAGCUUUUACUAGGGGUAUAAGAGGAUUAGCUGAACUAACUCAUUUUUUUGAUAGACGAGUAAUUGAUGGAAUUACGAAUGGGGUUGGUGUUACAAGUUUCUUUGUAGGAGAAGGGAUCAAAUAUGUUGGGGGCGGGCGAAUCUCUUCUUACCUCUUCUUGUAUUUAUUUUAUGUAUCAAUUUUUUUAUUAAUUUACUACUUUUUGAAUCUAUAA
Nelumbo nucifera (sacred lotus) is the source of this 2217-nucleotide messenger RNA. NCBI's taxonomy places the organism in Eukaryota, Viridiplantae, Streptophyta, Magnoliopsida, Proteales, Nelumbonaceae. The record is from the annotation of a RefSeq genome assembly.